GAGUGAGAGUAUUCCUCCGCGCAGGUUCCGCCAUCUACCAUCUUGGUUCGUGCAGUGUGUGAGUGAAGUUCACAGUCUGUGGUCAAAGCUUACAUUUACAGAGAGUUAUGGCACUAAAAAGAAUUAAUAAGGAACUUCAGGACCUGGGGAGGGAUCCACCAGCACAGUGCUCAGCAGGUCCAGUAGGUGAUGAUUUAUUCCAUUGGCAAGCCACAAUCAUGGGCCCACCAGAGAGUCCAUUCCAAGGAGGAGUAUUUUUCCUCACCAUUCAUUUUCCCACUGAUUAUCCUUUCAAACCUCCAAAAGUUGCUUUCACAACGCGCAUCUACCACCCAAAUAUUAACAGCAAUGGUUCCAUAUGUUUGGAUAUUCUCAGGAGCCAAUGGAGUCCAGCCUUAACUAUUUCUAAAGUGCUCCUGUCCAUUUGUUCACUUCUCACGGACCCUAACCCUGAGGAUCCUUUGGUGCCCGAGAUUGCACGAGUCUACAAGACAGAUAGGGAAAAGUACAAUGAACUGGCCAGAGAAUGGACCAGGAAGUAUGCCAUGUGAUCCCCCGGUGGCCUAGUGGCAGAGAGCGCCCAUGCCCAUCCCCCGCCACUGCCAUAACGACCACCACUACCACCCUGACCGCUGCUGCCGCUGCCAUCACCCUGACUGCUGCUGCUGCUGCUGAACCUAUUCUUCUUCUUCAUCCUGCUGCUGAUUAUGUUUUUUAACAACUUUUACUACCACCCAUCACUCUUACUACUAUCUGGUGGAUAGACCACAUCACUGUCACUUUGUGACAGUUCAUCACUGCACUAUCACCACCACCCACCUCUGGCCAGCAGCCACUUAUUUGGCGCAGAAAGUAUUGUUUACUCAGUCAGGGCCGGAAUCCACUAGCCCCCAAGUGAAGUGCCACUGCCACCAGCGGCUCCAAUUUGUACCUAGGUAUGAUGUGUACACAGGGAAGUGCCGCCUCAUCCACCCUUAAAAAUGAUCACGCUUGCGUUCUGUAGUUGUAAUCGUGGGUAAUUCUUGGGUUAUUUUGCUAGUGUGUGGCCAGUUGACUCUAUGGUUGGGGGAAAGAUAACAAAACAAGGGACAGGAGCCCUCGAAACCAAUUUACCAUUGUGACGUUCUCUUCUUAGUUCACCCACUGUAACACCUCUGUUUAUUCUUGUCUGUGUCCCGAGCCAACCUGCUUUGUUCUGAGCGACUAUGGAAACCUCUAUGAUUACUUUCAUGUGACCAGGAGUUGAGCGUGUUAUUUAGAUUUGUGUAAUGUUCCCCUUGUCUUUCCAGUAUCUUCUCACCCACCCAACCACCUUUCUUCUCUUUCACUUAUCCCACCAAGUUCCAGCCUGUGUGAUUUUUCCUAAUGUUACAAGAUGAAUGGGAAGUAGGCGAUCCAUAACACAUCACCUCAGAUAUCAUCAUUGCUAGGCUAUUGUUUUAAUAUUAUAUCUCUUACAAUGUCUCUACAUGUCCCUAGCCUUAUAUUGUCAUGAAUUAUUUAAAAUUGGAUUUUAAAAAAAUAAUUUGGCAGAGUGUAUUGUUAUGUUAUUAGGAUCAUAUGACUUGAUUCAAGACUUUUUUCUGCCCAUCGUAUUAUUGGAUGCCAGAAAGUUUAUUAUUAUUAUUAUUAUUAUUUUAGCUGCAUAGGGCCAAUACUGUCUUUCCUUAUAUGCUGUCGGGCUCUUCUGUGACUCGCUAGUCGUCCCCUGCCAGCAGCAACACAUAAUAUUGGAAUCACUGUCAUGAAGGGCAGGUCACUGCUGAGCCUGCUCUAGUUAAGAUUGUUUUCAUGGAAGAGCCUGGUGGUCAUUGGGACAAUUAUCAGCUUUGCCUGCUUCUCAUGGAUGUGGAUAUGAGUAAUUUUUUAUUUUGAUUAUAUAAUUUUUCCAGUAAAAAACAUGGGAAGCAGGUACCUAGAAAUACAAGGCUGUUUGGUUCAUUAGUACAGUAUUCAAAAAAUCUUUUCAAUACAAUUUUGUCAAUAAAGGUGUACAGAACACACACAUUGUUUUUCUCCUACCUGGCAUUCUAGGUUUAUUUUCAUAGUUUGGGAUAUUGUGAAAUUAUUUAAUUUGUGGCCUUGUGAUCAGAACUUUAGAAUCUUAUGAUUUUACAAGGAAUUUUGUAUCAUUUUAUUGAAUAGGUAUGUAAUGUUUUAAUAGCAACAUUAGAUUAUAAUUUUAUUAAUAUCACACAUUUGAAAGUUUUGGUAAAGUUAAUACUGGAAGGAUAAUGGAGGUAUAUAUGAAAAAAUGCCUGGCUGUUGUGUAGUGAAGCAAUAAUUUAAUUUUGUAACUAAUAUUUUUAAAUGCUUGCAGAAUGAAUUUGUUUCCAUAGGUAUAGUUGACUAAUGGAGUGAACGACAUGUAUGUAUCAUUUUUAUGCAACUCAUUACAGUAAUCCACUAGCAAACCUGUUGCACCUUGCAAUUGUAUGCAUUUUCAAGAUUUGAAUUUGAGUAGUAUCCUAAAAAAUUAACUUGUAAUCAGCAGUUAUCAGCCAAAUAUUAGGAGGUUUAAUUCUAUGGGUCUUAAGGGCUGCCCAGGUUGAGAAGUAAUUGGCUUAUAUUUGCUGAAGUGUAUUUUUUAGUGCAACACUUAGUGCAAAGGUUUUAUUUUGAAACAUGCCACUUAAAUUUCAGUUUUGUGUACACUGCAAAAAGUUGUAAUGAUACUUGAAGUUUGUGAUUUUUUUUUAUAUAAUUGAUUAUUCAUGGAUCAAUAUAUGUAUGUAGAGAUCAUUGUAAUUAGUAAAAUUGGCUCCUUUGCAAAUGGUAUCACAUGUGGGCUAGGUCAUGUCUGUGAUCAGGCUCAGGACUUGUGCUGGCCUCAUUUUGAAUUGGUUCACCAGAUAGUUACAGGAGGUUCAAUGAAGUUGUACACAUACGA
This is a messenger RNA of Homarus americanus (American lobster), 2890 nucleotides long. It is a transcript of the gene eff, whose product is annotated as ubiquitin-conjugating enzyme E2-17 kDa. The record is from RefSeq and is a predicted model, not a curated record. Gene Ontology annotation, cellular component: nucleus. Gene Ontology annotation, molecular function: ubiquitin conjugating enzyme activity. Bases 108 to 551 code for a protein of 147 amino acids. Lineage: Eukaryota; Metazoa; Arthropoda; Malacostraca; Decapoda; Nephropidae. The transcript has 4 exons. Gene Ontology annotation, biological process: protein polyubiquitination; ubiquitin-dependent protein catabolic process.